Molecule: messenger RNA, 3245 nt
Organism: Daphnia pulex (common water flea)
Lineage: Eukaryota; Metazoa; Arthropoda; Branchiopoda; Diplostraca; Daphniidae
Gene: how
Product: protein quaking-B-like
Exons: 10
Coding region: 437-1972 (511 amino acids)
Biological process (GO): regulation of mRNA splicing, via spliceosome
Cellular component (GO): nucleus
Molecular function (GO): mRNA binding
Source: RefSeq, a predicted model, not a curated record
CACACACACACACACCAGUUCACUCGAGUCUCCAGGUCUGGCACUUGGGUUGUUGGCUGGUUUGACGGACCAGUUGAGUCUGAGCAGUCGACGCGGUUGGUACGUGAAAUUCGGCCUUCAUCCACGUGUGUACUGCGACUAUAAGCUUUUAUAUUCGCUUUGGCAGACGGAAACUGCGUUCAUCUUCUCUCUCACGAAUCGACCAACAGAUUCUUGCGUCAACAUUUCUUUCCUUUAUUUUGGGGGGUUUCUUUUCUUACAGUUGGUGCUAGAGUUUGAUGGGUUCGACUCCGACGAGUUGAUGAGUGUGACAUUUGAGUUCAAUUCUUUGUUGGUUUUGUAUUAACGUGGGAAAUUGAGAUAGAAUCGCUAGUGUGGCUAGUGAGUUGGGUUCAUUUCUGGUCCUGCCGACGUUUCGUUGGUUUUCGCAACAGCCAUGACUGACGUCAUCAUGGUGGAUGGCAGCGUCGGAGCUUCCAAUAAUACCAACAACAAUUUACCUCUCAACAUGAACAACAGUGUCAUCAGCGUGACUAUGGCGGCAGCGGCAGCGGCGGCGGCAGCAGCUGCUGCUGGCGGCACAACUUCGCCAACGUUGGGAGGCACGUCGCCCGUCUCUGCCGCGGCCGCGGCCGCCGCGAUGAUGAUGAUGCAACCGCCAGCCUCUUGUUCCUCGUCGUCUUCGUCUUCGUCGUCGACGUCGGCCUCGGCGGCCGCCGCUGCCGCCGCCGCUGCAGCGGCCAACACGCAAAGUGUCGCCGAUUAUUUGGCGCAGCUUCUCAAAGACAAGAAACAAUUGGCCGCCCUGCCCAACGUAUUUCAUCAUGUCGAACGACUGCUCGACGAAGAAAUAGGAAAGGUGCGCGGCAAUCUGUUUCAAAUCAAUGGGACUGAGAAAAAACCCAUGGUGCUUCCGGAUGCUGUUGGUGCCGCUGUGAAUCUCUCAGAAAAAGUCUACGUUCCUGUCAAAGAGUUUCCCGACUUUAAUUUCGUCGGCCGCAUUUUGGGACCACGUGGCAUGACAGCUAAACAACUUGAACAAGAAACGGGUUGCAAGAUUAUGGUGAGGGGGCGUGGAUCUAUGCGCGACAAGAAAAAGGAGGAACAAAAUCGGGGCAAGCCAAAUUGGGAACACUUGAACGACGAACUUCACGUUCUCAUCACAGUUGAAGACACAGAAAACCGUGCGAAAGUUAAGCUGCAGCGCGCCGUGGAUGAAAUAAGAAAGCUUCUUGUUCCAGCCCAGGCGGACGGAGAAGACGAACUAAAAAAACGACAGCUUAUGGAAUUGGCGAUCAUAAAUGGAACUUACCGAGAUCCAUCAGCCAAACUUGGUCAACCUGGAAGUGGUGUUGGAGGAGGGGUCGUUAGUGGAGUUGGCGUGGGAGGUGGCAAAGGGGCUGAUCUGCUCAGCAUAUGGUUCUAUGAGACACAGAUGCUUCAGCAGUUCGCGAGCCGUCCUCCUUCUCCCGCCAUCAAUUCGUAUGCCCCUCGUUUGUUGCAGCCAGGAGUUGGGCUAGGCUCACCAGGUGGACUACGAAAUCCUUCAGCGGGUGCCUCACAGCUUGAGUACUAUUUCAACCAAGCGUCAUCGAAAGAUUCGUGGAACGGUAUAGCUGGAGCUCCUCUCAUUCUCUCGCCACGAGGGAUGCAACAUUCUUCAGCCGCUUCAUCCAUGGCAGCUCUUCUCAAUUCAGCUGCAUCGGGAGGACCACCUCCACUUAUCAGUGCUGCAGACGCCGCUGCUGGAUUGCUCUAUUCACCUUAUGCUGCCGCUGCUGCCGCUGAAUAUUCCAACUACGCAGCUGCGGCCGCCGCCGCCGCUGGCCUGUCAUCUCAACUGUUGGCAGAAUACCAGACGGGCGUGCCGUCAUCCAACGACGGCACCGCUGGAGGCGCUAGUGGGAAGCUGAGACGCCAUCUGGGCUCGCAAGGGCGAGAGCAUCCUUACCAAAGGAACGACCUCAACUAACAAGCCAACCAACAACUACCACCCAAAAACAAACCAAUCAAAAACAAACAAAAAUCCAACCCAACCAUCCAGCAGUUGUCCCAGAUAUUCAGGCCAGGUGCGUUGCCUCUUCCAACCAAACCUUAACUUACUAAUACUAACAUCUUAUAUAUAUAUAUAGACAUUUACGCACAAAACCAAUUGUGUUGUGUUUUAAACGUGAGAGUUCGUGUAAGCCAAGCGUCGGAGCUAGGUGCGAAUUACUGUUGAAAUGUCGCUUUGAUCAAUUUGUCGGUAAAUUUGCCUUAAUUUUAAAGCUAUCAAUGCUGUUUCGUGCAUUCAAGGCGAACGUUCUGUGUAAAAAUGAUUUGGCUCGUCUCUGUGAAGUUAGGUUGCGUGUUUCGUUACUUCAAAUGUUUUAUUGCUGUUUGCAAUAUAACGAUGAUGACAGAUGCAGUUUAUCCCGUUAUUAAGAACUUCACACACACACACCAAAUCCGGUGCCCUACACGUUCAUUCGCUCGUGGCCAUUUUCUCAUUUCACUACCGCCCGUAAACAAAUCCAUCUUCAAUCUUGCAAGUUGUUAGGGCGAGAGUGCAAUCAUUGAACAAAGUUCGUGCUUUUUCCUCAAUGUGUUAAAGGCUCGCUAAAGGGCGAAUUACAAAAAGGACAGUGGAAAUCUGCUUCAUAAAAAUGUGCAACAUGGCAUAUGUUAAAUUCAGGCCGGCAAGCUCGCUUUCUCGUUAAACGAAUCAAUUAUUUUUGGAUUUUUUAAAAUUAUAGUAUCACUGAUAUCUUACUACCGAACUGAAUGAAACAACAUACAAAUGGUCUGAACUUUGAAUGUACUUGUCAACCUUGUAAUUUUCCUCGAAAACUAAUUCAUUAACCGGCGUUAAUUGAACGUUUAUUAGCUGAAGAUUGAAGCAGGUGGCAACCAAGAAUCAAAUAAUUUCGACAGCUAAAAUUUAAGAUCUGUUUGUUAUCCGAGUGUCGUGUUAUGUUUCUCGUGUUUCAUGUACAGUUUCAAAUUGCAUUUAAGUCAUUCUAUUUUCUUUAAAACGUUUUUACUACUUUCAGUUUAGCUGUAUCGCAUUCGAACUCUUGUUGGACCGUUUCGAGUGUUUUUCUUUUUCUUUUUUUUUAUGGCGAAGACCAUUGUUUGUCUUUCGUGUCAUUUGAUUUGCAGAGAAAACAUCCGAAGUACUUAGUGCCAAUAUUUACUAUUAUAUAUAUAAUGAAUAUAUAUAUAUAAUUGUUUCAGCCAAAUACAGUGGUAUGCCUUUCUAAAAA